Glycine soja is the source of this 1094-nucleotide messenger RNA. RefSeq names its product non-specific lipid transfer protein GPI-anchored 1-like. The record is from RefSeq and is a predicted model, not a curated record. Bases 171 to 752 code for a protein of 193 amino acids. The transcript has 2 exons. Lineage: Eukaryota; Viridiplantae; Streptophyta; Magnoliopsida; Fabales; Fabaceae.
UAAAGUAACGGCGUCUAAGUACCGUCCAAUGUUGGAGCAGCACCUCCUGGCAAUAAAUAGAGAAGACCAGGCAAUACAUUUCCCACACACAGAGCUGUUCUCAUAUUUUGGAGAAUCCGAAAAACACGUUAAAGAAAGUCCCAUUCCCACUACCGAAGCAAAUUAAGAAGAUGAAGCAGCAGAGAGUGGAGUUUAUGGGCCUGGGCCUUUUGGUGGUGAUGAUGGCAUGUGGGUCGGCGAGUGGUGCGGAUGAUUUGGCAACCAAGUGUUCAGCGGUGAUUCAGAAGGUAAUACCGUGUUUGGAUUUCGCGAAGGGGAAGGAAGAAACGCCGAAAAAGCAAUGUUGCGACGCAGCAACGUCCAUAAAGGAGAGCAACCCAGAGUGCCUCUGCUACAUCAUUGAAGAGACCCACAAGGGUAGCCCACAGGUUAAAAGCUUGGGCAUUCAAGAGGCCAAGCUGCUUCAGCUCCCUUCUGUUUGUAACGUCAAAAACGCCAGCAUCACCAACUGUCCUAAGCUUUUGGGUCUAUCUCCAAGUUCCCCUGAUGCUGCUAUCUUCACAUCAAAUUCUUCGAAGACAACUCCUUCUGCACCUGCAACCUCAAACUCACAAACUACGACCCCCCAGAGCCAAAACGCAUCGUAUGGAAGCAUGGUUCAACCCAGUAGUACCGUUACCUAUGCGAUUGUGAUGGCUUUGGCCAUUGUUCUAAUUGCUCUUCCAACCGAAAUUGUGAGCAUUUACACAUGAUGAUGAUGAUGAUGAUGCGGCAUUGUUGAAUGAAUGCUUCUUCAUCUACUUACCUCCUGCAGUGAUGAAGACAGAGAGUAGUAGACAGUUGGGGUUGUUUCCUGCUUUUGUUAUGCAUAGGACUUCUUCGCAGCUUUGAAUUAAAUGAAUUGAAUUGGUUUGCAUUUGUGGCCUGUGAUGGUUUCUCGAAUUUUGGGACCUCGCUGUAAUGUUUGGCUUUAUUGUGGACUUGUUUCUUUUCUGCUUCCCACAAUUAAUAUUAACCGAUAGUUGGUGAAAGUUGAGAGACUUAAUAAUGCUAUGAAUUAUUUUAUUUAAUUUAAUAGUUUAAGACUUGAUUGA